CCCUGUUCACUCGCCAUUACUGAGGGAAUCCUGGUUAGUUUCUUUUCCUCUGCUGACCAAUAUGCUUAAAUUCAGCGGAUCACCAUGUCUGAUCUGAGGUCACCUCUCGGAGGGGAGGCACCGGCGCACCGCAGGGAUGACAGCGCAUCCCAACGCACCCCCGAUGAUCCAGAUCCACCAGGCGAGGCGAGGGGAGAGGCAGGAGCGGCCGCAGGCGCUGGACGGAGGGGGGGGUGGGUCGCCUCGGACACGACGCCUCCCCGGCUGCGCCCCCGGCGACGUCACAAAGGCAGGCAGGGAAGUAAAGCGCAUCAGAGGCCGCGGGGACGACGGGGCGGAGCACAGGCCAGCAGGCGCGGACGGGGGCGGUGGGGAGAAGAGACACCUCGACCGUCCCCGGACCCCGAGGGGCGCGCCGCGAGGGGCGCGCCGCGUGGCACGAGGGAGAGAGGGGGUCGCGAGGAGGGGCCCGCGGGCGGCCCCCUUUUCCCCCUCUGCCUCCCGAUGAGACUAGACCCUCCCUCCCCAAAAACCGCCCUUCUCUCCCAGGCACCUCGGCGGCUCCUGGGCCGGGCAGGGAUGGCCGAGACACGGCAUCACCCCAACCUAGCCCCGCGCCCGGGCUCGGGACACGCAGCGUGGCGGUGGGCCGCGGCGACCCCAGGGACAGGCGCGCGACGGCGGACGACGCAGCAGCAUGCAGUGGGUCACGGCCGGGACACGCAUCCCCGGGGCGCGGCCCCGAAAGGGCAACACGGCGACGCUGGGGAAAAGGGGAAGAAGAGGAGAGGGUGGGGAGAGGGGGAGCUGGGCCUGACCGCCGGCCGCCGGUGGCGGGCGGCGAACGACGGCGACCCAGACGCCACACCCUCACGCACCCAAACCUUGUCCCCAACCCCCGGCGCCCACCGGCCCAGACGCGCCGACAGGCGCGACUGGCGCCGGAACCCAGUCGGGCCCUCCCGGGCGAACCCCGAGAGGGGGGAAGGCCUGGCCACGCGCGGCAGGAGGCAUGUCCCAAGAGGAUGGCACCGUGGUGGCCACGGGAGAAACCUCGGCGUGAGGAAGUCCUCCUGGUCUCUCUCCCUGGUCGUGAGCGCGGUGCGACCCCACCACGCCCCCCACCCCACGCGCCAGGGACCGGCCUUCGUGGGGGGAUCGGGCGGAAGAAGAGGGGCCACUGCCAAGCACCAGCCGAGUGAUCCACCGCUAAGAGUCCUAGGAGGUUUGAUGGGCGAGGGCCACCGUGGAGGGAGGCCCUCCUGGCACGACACCUUCCCCCCCCAAAGGAGGAGGGAAUUGCCUCAGGCCGGCCAGCCAAGACAAGACCAGACUCCGAAAGCCACCACAAGAACAGACGACAGACGACCGCCGGGGGCGGGGUGGGGUGCGGAACACGUCCCGGGCUGGCGGCGGGAGACGACGGGAUGCGGCGGGACCCGGGUGGCCCGGAGUCCCCGCCCCCGCCGCGGUGAACUCCGGCAAACUCCACAGCGGUGGGACCGCCGCGCCUCACCGCGCAUCCCGAGAGACAAACCAGGGAAAUUAAAAGAAUUACUAUUUUGAUUGUGAAGAAUUUCAGAAAGAAUGUUAAGUUUACAAACAAAAAGAAAUAACUUGAGACAAAUUCCAAGUGUCUGACAAAAUAAAUUCAUACGUGGAAAAUUGAGAUUUAAUAAUUUGGGGCAUUAGGUGCCCAGAAGAAUAAAUAAUGCAGGCAUAAUCUACUAGUUAUUGUUGGUGCCACUGUUCAAUAAAUGCCUCCAAAUCUAUAGGAUGCCUAGAGUAGAACUUGGACUUGUUCUAUACCCUCGUAUUUGUUAUGGGAAACAUUAUAAAUAUGUUUAUAUUGAUUAAUACUAAUUAUUGAGCACAGAAUAAUAGCAAAGUUGAACACACUGUGUGGGCUUCCUUUUUCUCAUAUUCACAUUAAUGCUGCCUAACCUUGCCCACUGAUUUGCAAUUAUUGGUCAAUUGUAGACUUACUGUAAAUCCACCUCCAGAAUUUUCUUACAUUUUUCUCUAUAAUGUUAGGGUUCAUUGUCACUUAUUCCCAUUUAUUCUUUCUGUUCUCUGAAAAGACAGGGAUAAAAAUCAGGUACCUUAUUUUUGCUGGCCAGGAAAUUCUGUUUUGGUGUCUCAUUGUUUGAACAAACUCAACUUAUUUGUUAAAGCAUUUUUUUAAUAUACUGCAAAAAAGAGAAAGGCAUGGCUUGAUGUGAGUCAUAUUGAUACAGUAAAUGUCCUACUAGACAUGUGACAGUCUAUUAAUAGUUUACAAAUGAAUACAAAUAAUAUGAAAUAGACCGUACACAUAUUGGUUGUUUGAGCUAUUUUUUAUACUGAACGAAAGUGUUAUAUAGAAGUUUGGAAAAGUCAGUAUUGUACUUAGAAUUCAGUAGAACUCUGUUUUGUUUAUUUUAGCAGUAAAAGCAAAUUGCAAAAUAAAGGAAAAAAACUGCAGUCAUGCACUAAUCCACUUGCCAUCUAAAGUUAUGCAUGUGUAUA
Molecule: messenger RNA, 2508 nt
Organism: Lemur catta (Ring-tailed lemur)
Lineage: Eukaryota; Metazoa; Chordata; Mammalia; Primates; Lemuridae
Product: collagen alpha-1(I) chain-like
Exons: 4
Coding region: 85-1566 (493 amino acids)
Source: RefSeq, a predicted model, not a curated record